Gastrolobium bilobum is the source of this 1000-nucleotide messenger RNA. RefSeq lists its product as uncharacterized. NCBI's taxonomy places the organism in Eukaryota, Viridiplantae, Streptophyta, Magnoliopsida, Fabales, Fabaceae. The transcript is spliced from 2 exons. Bases 401 to 811 code for a protein of 136 amino acids. The record is from RefSeq and is a predicted model, not a curated record.
CAUUUUCUAUUUUCCUCUUACUUCCCCUCUAAUUCAGUUCUUUCUCUCUGCAUUCUGUGAGUUCUUUCUUUGGUUGCUGCUCUCUAACCUAGUUCUCCAUUUUCACUCAUCAAGUCUCAAUCUUUAAGAUGAUAUUUCUCUUUUCACAUCAGUUUUCUGAUCUGGGUCUUCACCUUCUCUAACUCAGAUCAAAAUUCUGACCACUUUUUCCUUCUCUGUUAUGCCUUAUUGCUAGCCAUUCACAGAAAAACCAGUACUUUCAUUUGGGUUUACCCAGUUUCUGGACUUGUAUAAUCUGAUUUUGUAAAAUGGGUUAUGUUUGAGAUGCAGAAAGUUGAUUCAAGAUACGAGAGUUCUUAAAGAGAUAUUUAGUACAUUUUAUCAACAAAGUCCUUUGAGUAUGGGUAGAGGCAGAGGAAAAGGGAAGAAGCAAUCUGCUAUUGCUGAGGAUCCUGGAAGUGGUGAAGAGGAUAAAGUCCCAGCUUACAGAAGAAGAGGAAGACCAAUAAAGCCACUGACGGAUGAAAUUGAAGAAGUAGAAGUAACUGAAAAGAUAGAGAAGGAUGAGGAGAAUGUUAAAGGUAAUGCUUCCAGCAAUGACUUGAAAACUCAGGUUAUCACAGUUAACAAAAGAAAAAGGAAGAGGUCUACACAGGUUAAAGAGAAGGUAGAUCCAAUGAAAGAGGAAAAUGGCAUUCGAGCAAAGACAAGCCCUGAUGACUCGGUAAAGUCUGCCGGAUUCCGACAGAAUGGGAGCCGGCGUAAGAACAAGCCUCACCGUGCUGCUGAAGCUGGUGUAGAUUGCAAGUGAGCAAGGUUGUCUUGAUAGUUUUAAGCCCUUGGCAUUGCUGAUACUUUGUUAUCACAAGAUGGGGUUCGUUUGAUUAUGUAAGGCUUGUUAUGGUUGCUUAUUAUUAUUCUUUUUGCUAUUGUAACUCUCAUCUCAUUGUUAUUUUUAAAAAAUCGCAUAUUUUAAUUUUGGGGAUUCAUGGUUCUUUAG